Messenger RNA from Fusarium venenatum, 1287 nucleotides. RefSeq names its product LysM domain-containing protein. The record is from RefSeq and is a predicted model, not a curated record. NCBI's taxonomy places the organism in Eukaryota, Fungi, Ascomycota, Sordariomycetes, Hypocreales, Nectriaceae.
AUGCACGCCAAGUUCCUUGCCGUUCUCUUAGCUGGUGCUCAGCUGACCCAGGCUGCUGCCACUCCCAAGGGUCCUGUUCGACGAGAUGGUGUCUCUCCUGCACUACCUCACGACACCAAGACCACUGAGUUCUGUACUUGGUGGCACGACUAUGUCGAGGCGACGUCUUGCGAGGAUAUUCUCGUUGGUAACUCGAUUACCAGCGCGCAGUUGAAGAGAUGGAACCCUUCUCUCGGUGAUAACUGCAAGGGCAUGACUGUCGGUAAAUCCUACUGUGUCGAGGCCAUGUUCGAACCUGAGCCAGUCGAGCCUGAGGAACCUGAGCCCUCAAAGCCUUCCCCCACGAAGCCAUCUAACGGUAUUGAGACACCUGCUAGUAUUCAGCCUGGCAUGGUCAGCAACUGUAACAAGUUCCACUUGGUAAUGUCUGGCGCAAGCUGUACUGAUAUCGCGGCUCAAUAUGGCAUCACACUGACCCAGUUCACAACCUGGAACAGUGGUAUUGGUGCUGCUUGCAACUCCAUGUGGGCUAACGCCUAUGCUUGUGUAUCCAUCAUUGGCUUCCAACCUGGUACUCCUACCGAACCCUCUCCCGGUAAUGGUAUUGAGACACCCUCGCCUAUUCAGGCCAACAUGGUCAAAGACUGUAACAAGUUCGCUCUCGUUGGCUCGACCACCACAUGUGCCUCUCUCCAAGACUACUACAAGAUCACCAUGGCCGAGAUCUUCAAGUGGAACCCCGCUGUUGGUUCUGGUUGCAACGGCUUGUGGGCUCAGUACCAUGUCUGUGUCUCCGUUAUUGGCUGGAAGCCUCCCACCAAUGUUCCCGCUCCCUCUCCUACCAAGCCUGCCAACGGCAUCUCCACUCCAUCGCCUAUCCGAGAGCCAAUUCACGCAAACUGUAACAAGUUUGCCCUGGUCGGAUCUACCACUACUUGUGCCUCCCUUCAGGACUACUACAAGAUCUCUAUGGCUCAGAUUGCUGCGUGGAACACCCCUGUUGGUACUGAUUGUAAGGGACUGUGGGCUGGGUACAACGUCUGUGUCGGCAUUGUCGGUCAGCAGACUCCUACCAACCCUCCCACCAGCGGCUCAACUCCCUCACCUAUCCAGUCUGGUAUGGUCAAGGGCUGCAAGAAGUUUCACUUCGUUAACAAGUCUACCACCUGUGCUUCUCUCCAGAGCACAUACAAGGUUACCAUGGCCCAGCUGUACAAGUGGAAUCCUGCUAUUGGAUCUGGCUGCAAUGCUCUUUGGGCAGAGUAUCAUGUAUGCGUUUCCGCUUAG